Andrographis paniculata is the source of this 787-nucleotide messenger RNA. RefSeq lists its product as uncharacterized. The transcript is spliced from 5 exons. The record is from RefSeq and is a predicted model, not a curated record. Gene Ontology annotation, molecular function: RNA binding. Lineage: Eukaryota; Viridiplantae; Streptophyta; Magnoliopsida; Lamiales; Acanthaceae. The coding region runs from base 205 to 594 and encodes 129 amino acids. Gene Ontology annotation, cellular component: nucleus.
CAGUCUGUUUGCAUUCUGUAGUCGACAGUUAUCUUCUUCCUUCGCAACGAUUCGUACGUAUAUAUACACAGAUAGAUACAGGUUUCGAUAUUUCUACAGGCGCUCCGGUUUCAGUUUGCUUAACCGUCGGUGGGUUAACGCUUGUGAAUCUCUCGAAUUUGUUGAGACCAAUCGAACGAUCACCGUUUUUACGCUCGAUCGGAGAUGGAGGAAAUCACGGAAGGCAUGAAGGGCAUCGGCAUCGCCGCUGAAUCUCAGAAGAGGAAUCGAAUCCAAGUUUCGAACACGAAGAAGCCGCUCUUCUUCUACGUUAACCUCGCCAAGAGGUAUUUGCAGCAGCACAACGAGGUGGAGCUUUCCGCACUGGGAAUGGCUAUCUCCACAGUUGUUAGUAUUGCUGAAAUCUUGAAGAACAAUGGAUUUGCAAUUGAGAAGAAUAUUAGGACAUCCACUGUUGAAAUCAAGGAUGAAUCAAAAGGUCGAUCUAUCUCAAAAGCCAAAAUUGAGAUAGUGCUGGAGAAGUCGGAGAAAUUUGAUGAACUGAUGGCAGCUGCUGCGGAUGAGAGAUCAAGAAACAUCGAAGAAAAAGAUUGAGGCUUGUUUUCAAGGUGGCUGCAAAUUUAGUAACCAAGUAACUGAAUUUGAAAUUGUUUGACUCAAACAUACCUUUCUUUCAUGGAUUCUUUCUUAGAAUGUAAUAGUUCCGAAAUACCCAUAGAGGGAAUAUGAGCCAAAGCUUGGCUCAAACAUUGCUUCUUGCUAGAUUGCAUGCAUUUGGUUUUUCUUA